Messenger RNA from Stegastes partitus (bicolor damselfish), 2075 nucleotides. RefSeq names its product ankyrin repeat, family A (RFXANK-like), 2 (gene ankra2). Lineage: Eukaryota; Metazoa; Chordata; Actinopteri; Pomacentridae. The transcript has 9 exons. Gene Ontology annotation, molecular function: protein binding. Gene Ontology annotation, cellular component: nucleus. Bases 175 to 1128 code for a protein of 317 amino acids. Gene Ontology annotation, biological process: regulation of gene expression. The record is from RefSeq and is a predicted model, not a curated record.
CUAAGGACGACUAACCGCGCAUGUGCAAAAUCUAUCAAAACACCGAUAGAAGAGCGAUGGUUGUAUGAGGUUAUUUAAGAAAAACAAUGUCCUAUCGAGUAAGAAACGUUUCAUUUUAGGCGUGCAGUGACUUCAGUUCAGUCUCGGUGUGACAACUCGGUGAGCGACGAGAGGAUGGACAACGUGACCGGGUCGGCCUCCGAUGGGACCGCGGAGUGUCCUCUGGUCUCUGAGGACAUGGAGGGCAUCUGUGUGAUGCCUGACCUGAGUGCCAUAAAGACUGAGCAAUCGGUGGGUGCGAGCCCAGACGACACAUCGACCCAGAAUGUCGCCAUGGGCAUCAAGUUCAUCCUGCCCAACCGCUUUGACAUGAAUGUUUGCUCAAGAUUUGUCAAGUCGCUCAACGAGGAGGACAGCAAGAACAUCCAGGACCAGGUGAACUCUGAUCUGGAGGUGGCUUCCGUUUUAUUCAAAGCUGAGUGCAAUAUCCAGACCUCUCCUUCACCGGGAAUACAAGUGCGUCACGUUUACACCCCAUCCACCACCAAACACUUCUCCCCCAUCAAACAGUCCACCACACUCACCAAUAAACACCGUGGCAAUGAGGUUUCUUCCACACCUCUUCUGGUGCAUUCUUUGUCCAUUCAUCAGCUGGCAGCCCAAGGAGAAAUGGUGUUUUUGGCCAGUAGGAUUGAACAAGAGACUGUAAUCAAUCUUCAAGAUGAGGAAGGCUUCACCCCCCUGAUGUGGGCGGCUGCACAUGGACAAAUCGCUGUUGUUGAAUUUCUGCUCCAAAAUGGUGCUGACCCCAACCUCCUGGCCAAAGGUAGAGAAAGUGCUCUGUCCUUGGCCUGCAGUAAAGGAUACACAGAUAUUGUGAAGAUGCUCAUUGACUGUGGAGUGGAUGUCAAUGAAUAUGACUGGAACGGAGGAGCCCCUCUGCUGUACGCUGUCCAUGGCAACCAUGUGCGCUGUGUCGAAAUCUUGUUAGAGAGUGGUGCUGAUCCCACCAUAGAGUCAGAUUCUGGUUUCAAUGCAAUGGACAUGGCCGUGGCUAUGGGCCACCGGAAUGUUCAACAGGUGAUGGAGGCACACUUACUGAAGUUACUGAUGGGAAUCAGAGAGUGAACUGUUGCACUAGAGAGGAUGUUGCUGGGCGCUGGACAAUCACGUAGCAUGCCCAGGCUGGCGGCCUACAGGAAUAUUUUGUUCUCUUAAGGGAUAUUACAGCAGCGUUGCAUCAUAUUAUUUAUAUUAUUUUGUGAGCCUGAUGCACAUGAAGGUUUGUGCUGUGCAAAUGUUCCAUUUUACCCUUCUUUCAAACUGUUGUACUCUGCACUUUUUUUUGAAUUAACUGUGGAGUAGCGAAUCUAAUCAGGACACACUGACUGAUUUUCAAAAAUAAAACUGAGGUGUUCACUACAGCCAGGCACACACUGCACUCCACCUGCAGCAUGCUGCCAAAUGUGCAGCGCAGUGUUGCCUUGAUUCUGCUUUAAUGUUGUAUUAAUUUAAUAUCCUUUACCCAUUAUUGUGUUUUUUGCUUCUUUUUUUUUUUAAACUAACCUAUCAACCACAAUAAUGAACCGUUUUUAAAAGAAAAGGAAUUUUAAUGUAAAACUUUGAAUCACCUCGUUUUCAUGCUGUCUGGGUUUCAUAGUGAGCACAUUUCUGAGGCACAUUGCACAGACUUUGUGAUUUUAUGAUGUUGCCAAGCUGUUUGUUAUCUGUUUACUGGAAAUGUUUGUGUUGAUUGUAUUGAAUUUAUUUAUUUGAAUUCAUUUAGACUGUUAUAAGGUCAGUUUAGUUUCUCUGUGUUGUGAUACAAAUGUCCAGAUGUAUUGUGAAUUUUAAAAGACCUCACAUCGCAAUUAAAUAUCCCACAAAUAUAUUGUGGUGCUGUUUGCCACUGUAUGAAGGUACUUUUGUUCUAUACCAGUUAUACCGAGUGGCAUGUCUAAAAAUAACUUGUAUUGACCUCAGCAACAGUGAUCCUUCUGUACAGAUAUUUAACUGUUUGCAAGUGUACAACCACUGUUUAUAUUCACUGAAAUGAAGCUGUUUAACUAAAACAU